This is a messenger RNA of Leptopilina heterotoma, 434 nucleotides long. Its product is annotated as histone H4. Gene Ontology annotation, molecular function: protein heterodimerization activity; DNA binding; structural constituent of chromatin. The transcript has a single exon. Gene Ontology annotation, cellular component: nucleosome. NCBI's taxonomy places the organism in Eukaryota, Metazoa, Arthropoda, Insecta, Hymenoptera, Figitidae. Bases 75 to 386 code for a protein of 103 amino acids. Gene Ontology annotation, biological process: nucleosome assembly. The record is from RefSeq and is a predicted model, not a curated record.
UCCUCGAAAAGUGUCAUUUACGUAGUUUCGUGUUACACUUGUUAUACUGUAUUCACCGUUGCCGCCGAGAAAAAAUGUCUGGUCGUGGUAAAGGAGGAAAAGGCUUGGGAAAAGGAGGAGCAAAACGUCAUCGCAAAGUUCUUCGUGAUAAUAUCCAGGGUAUUACGAAACCUGCAAUUCGUCGUCUUGCUCGUCGUGGUGGAGUCAAACGUAUUUCGGGCCUAAUUUAUGAAGAGACACGCGGUGUAUUAAAAGUAUUUUUGGAAAAUGUUAUCCGUGACGCAGUAACAUAUACCGAACAUGCUAAGAGGAAAACAGUGACGUCAAUGGAUGUUGUUUAUGCCCUUAAACGACAAGGACGCACACUUUAUGGAUUCGGCGGCUAAAUAUUCCUCCUGACAGCUAAAAAAAAACACAUCAAUCGGCCCUUUUCA